AUGAGAAGGAGGCUACUCAAGUUUUACAAGUUGAAGAGGAAAAACGAGGGCACUGAGGAGGACGUUUUCUCCGACCAGGCUAAGUACUCUGUGUUCGACUAUGUUGAGGAUAAGAUGAGCGGUGUUAGCAGGGUUGGCGCGGUUAGCAGCGACAGCCUUGGGGGUGACGCCAAGCAGGACGACGUCCCCUCCGCUGCACCCCCUGAGAGGAAGCAAAAAGAUGAAAAUGAAGGAGAAGGAGAAGUAGAAGGCGAAGUGCACACCUACAUGGAUGAUAUUCAAGGCGAGGACUCAUCCGAACGGGCUGAUCCCACUCACGGGCAGGAUGGGCAGGAUGUACAAGACGGGCAAAUUUUCCAACAGGGCGAAGAGGCAGACGUCACCGCGGAGGGAAAAAAAAAAAAAAAAUUGAAAAAGCUAAAAAAGAACAUGCACAUAGGGAAAUAUAAUAGAAAAAUUUUUACCUACAAAAAAAAGGUCUCCGUAGACGACGUGCACGAAUAUGUCCAGAACAAACAACUGGGAGAAAAAUACAUCCUCCAAAAAGACACACUAAAAAAUGUUUUUGUGAAUAAGCCUCUGUUCAAUUUUUACAAUUUUUAUAAUUUCUUUCAAAUAGACCACGUCGAAAAGUACAAUAAGGAAAAAGUCCUAAACUUAAUUUAUUAUUAUAUUUAUAAGUACAAAAACAAAAACAAAAUGAAGAGCCAAACAGAAUACGAGUGUGUAAAGACAGAAGAUGUUCUACAGACUUACGAAAGAAUUGCUGAUGAAAAACAAAAAAUGAAACACUACCUAGACUUCUACAUCGACAUGAAUAAUAACAGGUACCUGUAUAUGAACAUUGACAAAAAUUACGCCUUGAAGAAAAAGGUGACAGAUGCCUUCACCGUGAGCAAUAUUAACAAGGUCGACUCGAUGCACAUACACAAUUACAAGGUGGUGUGGACCAUUCGAAACGUGCAGGAGAAACUGUUUUGGAGAUUCCGUGAAAUGGGGAACAUUCCCCUGACAACCUCUGCCUUUUCCUUCGCUGGAAAGAAAUCGUUCAAGUUGAAGCUCUGGCUAGAUGGUCACAAGUCCGCCAAAAAGGGGUACGUAAGCGUUGGCCUGAAGCAGCUAGAAAACUACGGGCUGCUGGAGGAGUACAUUUGUUUCUCCCUUGGCGGAAUCACGAGGGGUCCAUUCCAGUACAUGUCGAAGGAAUACUACCAGGGCUGUUACAACUUUUGUAAAUUUGACGAGCUGGACGUAAAAGACGAUGAGUUGCAAUUCAGUUUAUUUGUGUACGAUGGCAUUGUGUAG
Messenger RNA from Plasmodium fragile, 1305 nucleotides. RefSeq lists its product as uncharacterized. The transcript has 3 exons. Bases 1 to 1305 code for a protein of 434 amino acids. The record is from RefSeq and is a predicted model, not a curated record. Lineage: Eukaryota; Apicomplexa; Aconoidasida; Haemosporida; Plasmodiidae.